AUGGAACGGUAUGAUCGAGCCAUAACUAUUUUCUCGCCAGAUGGUCAUUUAUUUCAAGUUGAAUAUGCUCAGGAAGCAGUUAAAAAAGGAUCGACUGCUGUUGGUAUACGGGGAAAAAACUGUGUAGUAAUUGGUGUCGAGAAGAAAACUAUUCCAACUUUACAAGAUGAUCGGACAAUUCGCAAAAUUCAUAGCAUCGACGAGCAUGUUAUGCUGGCUUUCGCAGGCCUUAGUGCCGAUGCGCGUGUUUUGGUCGAUCGAGCUCGCAUCGAAUGUCAGUCGUAUAAGUUAACAUUGGAGGAUCCAGUUACCGUCGGUUAUAUUGCACGGUUUGUCGCGAAUACUAAGCAGAGAUUCACGCAGAGCCCAGGGCGACGUCCAUUCGGCAUAUCUAUGUUAAUUGGAGGUUUCGAUUAUGAUGGUACGCCUAGACUUUUCAAAACUGAACCAUCUGGGGCUUAUUACGAAUAUACGGCAAAUUCAACUGGUCGAGGUGAAAAACCGGUCAGGGAAUAUCUUGAAGAACAUUACAGUGAAGAAACAACUGCUGAUGAAGCCAGUGUUUUAAAACUUGUCGUUAAAGCUCUUUCCCAAGUUGUACAAAGCGGUGCUCAAAAUAUCGAAAUUGCUGUGAUGAGACCGAGUGAUAAAUUAGGUCAUGUCGAUUAUCGCAUAUUGCCUGUGGAAGAAAUAGAAGAACUUAUAAAAAUUGUCGAAGUUGAGAGAGCUGAAGCUGAAGCCGAAGAAGCAUCCAAAAAGGGUCCACCGACGAAAUAA
Molecule: messenger RNA, 777 nt
Organism: Dracunculus medinensis (Guinea worm)
Lineage: Eukaryota; Metazoa; Nematoda; Chromadorea; Rhabditida; Dracunculidae
Source: the annotation of a GenBank genome assembly